Messenger RNA from Phytophthora sojae, 399 nucleotides. RefSeq lists its product as hypothetical. The transcript has a single exon. The coding region runs from base 1 to 399 and encodes 132 amino acids. Lineage: Eukaryota; Oomycota; Peronosporomycetes; Peronosporales; Peronosporaceae. The record is from RefSeq and is a predicted model, not a curated record.
AUGAACACUAACUUUAUCCCUAACGAAGACGUUGAGAUCAUCUUUGAUGAUGACUUCUUCUCGGAUUCAAAAUCGGAUUGUGGUGAAAGCAACAUUAACGUAUUCUCGGAUUCUGAUGAAUAUCUAAUGAGCGCUAAAGAUUACCUGUAUGAAAUCGAAUGCAAGUUGACACAGUACUGCCCGCUUCGAUCAGCGCAUGGUGAUGGUUUCUUUAUUAGAAUAAACCUAAUUAAAGAGAUUCAUUCUAACAUGACUGUAGCUAAGCUUCAACAUAAUCAAAGAUUUCAAGAAGAAAUCGCUGAAGAAUUAGUUUUAACCACUAUGCAUCCUUGCCGCAUUCAAGAUCAAAUGAAUCGGUUCGAUGAUAUUGAGCAAUACUUCACAGCGAUGAGGUACUAA